Molecule: messenger RNA, 693 nt
Organism: Cajanus cajan (pigeon pea)
Lineage: Eukaryota; Viridiplantae; Streptophyta; Magnoliopsida; Fabales; Fabaceae
Source: RefSeq, a predicted model, not a curated record
GGUAGUGCACUAGCAAGCUCACCGUUUCCCCUAAACCCUUUCCUCACGGCCUCAGCACUGCGUUCCUCUCUCAUCCGUUCACUUUCUCGAUCCCUCUUCUCACAAACAAACUAUCGUCACUGUUCAUCAAUGGAAUCACCUGCCAACAAAAAGGAGCAAGUGCAACCCACACCUGAAGACCCUGAGAAGAAAAAGAAAAAGGAAGAGAAGGCAAGAGAGAAGCAAUUGAAGAAAGAGAAGUUUCUGCUUAAACAAGCUCAGCAGCAAGCACAGCAAUCAUCCAAUGCUUCUAAAAAGAGUGAAAAGAAAGUUGUGAAGCGGGGUGGAGAGGAUGAGAAUCCUGAGGAUUAUGUUGAUCCUGAGACUCCAUUGGGUGACAAGAAGCGUAUGGCUCGGCAGAUGGCAAAACAGUAUAGUCCAACUGCCGUGGAGAAAUCGUGGUAUGAGUGGUGGGAGAAAUCAAGUUUUUUUGUUGCAGAUGCUAACAGCUCCAAACCACCUUUUGUUAUCGUUUUGCCCCCUCCAAAUGUGACUGGUGCUCUCCAUAUAGGUCAUGCUCUAACAGCUGCAAUAGAGGACACAAUGAUUCGAUGGCGUAGAAUGUCUGGAUACAAUGCCUUGUGGGUGCCUGGAAUGGAUCAUGCUGGGAUUGCUACACAGGUUGUAUUCCAAAAUUGAGACGAUUUCAUGUAG